CAUUUCAUCAUUCACAGCCUAAAUCAACCAAAGAUCAGUAAAAACAACCGUAAACAUGCAUAAACUUCCAACGAUCGACUUCACAAACAAGAGAAACUUGAAACCCGGGUCAACCUCAUGGCUAGCAACUUCCAUUGAAGCGACGCGUGCGCUUGAACAAUAUGGUUGUUUUAUAGCAGAGUUUGAUAAAGUAACUCCAGACCUCAAUGAUGCAGUUUUUAAGGGCUUACAAGAUUUGUUUGAUCUCCCUACUGAGGUUAAAGUACAAAACAAGUCAACAAAGCCCUUGUAUGGAUAUGUUGGUCAAAUACCAUUCAUUCCUCUUUAUGAAAGCAUGGGCUUUGAUUAUUCCAACACCCUUGAUGGAGUUAAAAGUUUUGUUGAUGUCAUGUGGCCCAACGGAAACGAAGCUUUCAGUGCAACGGUGCUAGCUUACAAUAGGCUGGUGGCUGAGUUGGAAGAAAUGGUGACAAGAAUGGUGUUUGAAACAUACGGCGUAGAGAAAUAUUUAGACGCACAUAGGAAAAUGGUGACGUAUCUUUGUCGGGGCAUGAAGUACCGAGCACCAGAGAAAAACGAAACUAAUAUGGGCUUUGUUCCUCAUACCGACAAAGAUUUCAUCACUGUUUUGCAUCAGAAUGGAGUCAACGGUUUAGAAGUCAAAGCAAGGGACGGCCAGUGGUUCACAGUUGAGCUUAAGCCGUCAUCAUACAUAGUCAUGUCAGGCGAUGGAGCGAUGGCAUGGAGUAACGAAAGAUUGUAUUCGCCUUUUCAUCGAGUUACGAUGAAUGGAAAUGAAAGUAGAUAUUCCAUUGCGCAAUUUUCAUUUCUAGAAGGGAUAAUAGAAACACCAAAAGAGUUUAUUGAUGAAGAUAAUCCGCUGCGGUUUAAGCCAUUUGAUCAUCUUAAAUAUCUUGAAUUUUAUAGCAGGGAGGAAAACCGAACACUUGAAAGCGCCUUAAAAGCCUAUUGUGGAGUGUGAGAUUUGAUUUUGAUCUAAGUGGGUUGAUCUUGAUGUUAUUAAGUGUGUGUCUAAUAAGUUUUAUGUUACCUUUGUACUGUAUGUAUCAUAUAUGAAGUAUGGAUUGUGUGAAGGGCAUUAAGGCCUUAAGUCCUAAUGUUUCCUUAGUGCAUAUGCUACUUUGUAUCAAUGUCGAUUUGCUUUGUAAUAAUAUUGUUUCUAUCAUCAUUCAUCACA
This is a messenger RNA of Helianthus annuus (common sunflower), 1198 nucleotides long. Its product is annotated as probable 2-oxoglutarate-dependent dioxygenase AOP1.2. The transcript has 3 exons. The record is from RefSeq and is a predicted model, not a curated record. Gene Ontology annotation, molecular function: dioxygenase activity. The coding region runs from base 56 to 982 and encodes 308 amino acids. NCBI's taxonomy places the organism in Eukaryota, Viridiplantae, Streptophyta, Magnoliopsida, Asterales, Asteraceae.